AUGUCUCUCUUGUUGACCAAAAACUGCCAUUACGCCAUAUUAGUCGCUAUUGAAGAUGGAGAGCAAUUCAAACCGCAGAACGACAAAGAUGUCUAUGUCACAUCUCGACUCAACAUAAAACUCCCACCUCAAGUGGAUGAUUUGAUACCCCCAAACACGCGCCUUUCCACCAGACCCACAGCGCUACUGAAAGAGCCACAAUGGAGAACAACGCUCGUAUAUUACAUAUCGAAUCAAAUAUUGUCUCGACUCAGAAAUAGUCAAGCUACUCUGGAAAUCAUGAGCUUGUCAACAAACUGCGAACAGGAGAAGCUUGGCACAGUUACGUUGAAUAUGGAAGAUGCAAAGAGUGUUCUAAUGCGAAAAGGAAGUCGCAACAUAUCACAAAUCCAGCAGUUUGUUGUUGAUAAAGGUGAUUGGAUGCCAAUUCAAGGAGGAACAACAGCAGGAAGGAUCAAAGCAGGUCUAUUCAUUGUCGAGAUGCCCCAUAAUGCAGAUAGUAAUUUCGGCGGGAACAAAGAAAUUGGUACACCAUUGCAGAUGCCACUGCGCUUGAAUCACAGCAAUAAAAGCACCAACAUGGGAGAGCUUGGACUGGAGAUUUGCUCUGAUAUGAGCGACUUAUUCAUCAAUUCAGCCGAGUUGCAUGACGAUGAUGACUAUAAUGAUGAUGAAUUGGAACAGCAAGAAGAGUCAGUUCUUGAUUACCAAGAUUCUGGUGAGGAGCAGCAACUAGAGCAAGAGCUAGGCGACGAUGACGAUGAUUGCAUAGUUGUUGGAUCAGGAAUGGAUAGAUUUGGAUUUUUGUUUCGCAUCAUUCAAGCAAAGCAUAUAUCCUCUAUACUAGAUCAGUAUGCAGACAUUGAAGACGCCUAUUUCUACUACCAGUUUGCAGACAAAGAAUACCAAUGUUUAAUUGAGUCAGAUCAAGACAAUUGGAGAGCCACAGAAUACCAUGCCAACAUCCCUCUUCAAGGUGAUUUGCAAGAGAUUAAAGACUGGCUAUCAAAGCAAGUGACAAUGGAAGUGUGUCUUGUCGUGAAACAGCUGAAUCAAGCAGAAGAUAUCAUCAUUGCCAGGUCAGAGGUAUUCCUAAAAGAAAGAGAUAUUGGCAUAGCGCAACAAUCAACCAUCAUUUACGACAAUGAAAAGACAUGGCACAUCAACUCGGAGAAGCAAUUUGCUCAACUGCAAUUACAGAUAGGCCUCACCAAGGGCUGGGACACUAGUGAGGAUGAUAUCCACAUUCAAAAAACGGAUUAUGUCUCCAGUGCGCAAGACGAUACUUUUGACGACGAGAAUGAAGUGUUUUGA
Messenger RNA from Mucor velutinosus, 1314 nucleotides. RefSeq lists its product as uncharacterized. The record is from RefSeq and is a predicted model, not a curated record. The transcript has a single exon. Bases 1 to 1314 code for a protein of 437 amino acids. NCBI's taxonomy places the organism in Eukaryota, Fungi, Mucoromycota, Mucoromycetes, Mucorales, Mucoraceae.